Messenger RNA from Petromyzon marinus (sea lamprey), 1345 nucleotides. Its product is annotated as betaine-homocysteine S-methyltransferase-like. NCBI's taxonomy places the organism in Eukaryota, Metazoa, Chordata, Hyperoartia, Petromyzontiformes, Petromyzontidae. The record is from RefSeq and is a predicted model, not a curated record. Gene Ontology annotation, molecular function: zinc ion binding; S-adenosylmethionine-homocysteine S-methyltransferase activity. Gene Ontology annotation, biological process: S-methylmethionine cycle.
GUGAGCACGUCGCGCGUCACGUGAGCCCGGCGUCACGUGACGCGCGGCGCCACCAUGGCGCGCUCUGGGUUUGCUUCGCUGCUGCUGCUGGACGGGGGCGUCUCCUCGGAGCUCGAGGCGGCGGGGUUCCCCUUGCAGGGGGACCCCCUGUGGAGCUCCCGGCUGCUGCUCACUCACCCGGACGCCGUGAAGGACGUGCACCUGAGGUUCCUGCGGAGCGGCUCGGACGUGAUCUCGACGGCGACGUACCAGGCGAGCGUGCCCGGCUUCGUGUCGCACCUGGGCCUGCGCCCCGAGGAGGCGCGCCAGCUCAUCCACACCGGGGUGCGGCUGGCACGCGAGGCCGUGCACGAAUACAUCUCAACCGCAGGUCCCCGCGAGGUGGAGGUGAAGGUGGCCGGCUCGGUGGGGCCCUACGGAGCCCACCUGCACGACGGCUCCGAGUACACGGGGGCCUACGUGGACACGCUCUCAACGGAGGAGCUGAUGGACUGGCACCGGCCGCAGGUGUCGGCGCUGCUGGAGGCCGGGGUGGACCUGCUGGCCCUGGAGACGGUGCCCAGCGCCGCCGAGGGCCUCGCGCUGGUGCAGCUCCUGCGGGAGUUCCCCGGGGCCUCCGCUUGGCUUUCCUUCUCCUGCAAGGACAGCCGCCACACGUGCCACGGCGAGGAGUUUGGCGAGGUGGCGCUGGCGCUGGCCGCCCGGUCGCGGCAGCUGCUGGCCGUCGGGGUGAACUGCUGCGACCCCGAGCUGGUGGGCGACCUCCUGGGUGGCGUCGCCAACGCCAAGGGCUUCGACAAACUCCUGCUGGCCUACCCCAACAGCGGGGAGCACUGGGAUGUGCAGCGAGGGUGGGAGCGGAGACCGCGCAGGCCCACGCUGGCGACGUACAGCCUCGCGUGGAGGGACCUGGGAAUCUCCUGGAUCGGCGGUUGUUGCCGGACGGGGCCUCAGGACAUCGAGGAGCUGGGACGCACCCUGAGGCCUCAAAUGCAGCCGCCCAGCACCACUGCCUGAGCUCCUCCUGCCUGGGCCUCCCCGCUCUGGUCUCCGAACCUUAGUUUCCUAGCCUUGGCCUCUCAGUCCAGGUCCUCCAGCCCUGGCUCUGCUAUCACAGGUCUCCUAGCCAAAGCUGGUGUCAUGAAACUCCGCACGGGCACGGAGCCCUGUGCCCGACUUUGCACGCUCUGACAGUGCAUGUGUUGUGUUACCCUAAUUUAAAUUAAUUAUUUGCCAAAAUUUGAAUGCGUUCGACGUUCGUGCACGGUUGCGUUAAAAGAGAACAAUGUCAACGCUGCCUUGAGUGUUCGCAGUGGAAUCGUUUAAAUAAAACAUAUCAGCAGCA